CACACCCAUUCGGGCGAGCCACGAAAGCUCUCUUCAGUUCGUUGAACCCACACGUCGCGUAACGUGUGCAUGUAUGGGCCAGCCGUGUAAUUUCCACGUGGGUGAGUCAGGUCCUUCCACAGGUCCCUUCCGGACAGUAUAUAUAUCGCGUUCCACUACAGAAAGGUAUCAGUUCCAUACUUCUGCUCCUAGUGAACACUAAAAGGAACCAGCAGCAUCAUGAACUCUCGCGUGUUCUUGGGUUUCCUCCUGUGCGGCCUGUGGGCCUCUUCCGAGUCUAUCAUCGUUCUGGGAACCACCGCCGCCCUCGGGACUGUCGCUGCUACCACUGUUACCGCCUCUGCAGCGACAGCUUUGGGCGUGGGCGCGCUGGCGGUGCUGAAGGGAGCUCUUAUCGGGAAGCAUCUUGCGCGCAGAAACAAGAGGAAUGUCGACUCCUUUGAGACUGACGAGGCAGUUGAGGUUGCGGUGGCCCAACAAAUGGAUUCAGCUGGUUGCGUGGCCAAGCUCUUGUGCGAAAUUGAGGCCAUGUCCGCUGACCAGCUGACUCCUGCUAUGGCCUCAUUCAAGACUGCUUUCGAGAACGACAGUCUCAAGGGCUCCCGAGGCGUUUACGAUCUGGCCAUCAGUUUCGGCUCCAAGUUCGCCAAGAAGGACUCGAAUGCCUGCAGCGCCCUCUUCGAGAAGUGCGUCCUCUCCAGGGAGGACCUCUCCUUCAUGCUGGAUUCCGCCUUCUCUUGCUAGUCAUAAAUAUUACUUGCCACGACUGCGAUGUGAAAACUUGUUGUCAGAACAGUAGAACUUAUAUAUGGUUUCCUGUUUACCUUCAAAUAAAUAGAAAAGUAAUUCUGA
This is a messenger RNA of Penaeus monodon (black tiger shrimp), 852 nucleotides long. RefSeq lists its product as uncharacterized. The record is from RefSeq and is a predicted model, not a curated record. The transcript is spliced from 4 exons. Bases 220 to 744 code for a protein of 174 amino acids. Lineage: Eukaryota; Metazoa; Arthropoda; Malacostraca; Decapoda; Penaeidae.